AUGCUUGCCGCUCGACUUAUCGUGCAUGGCGGGCAGCUUUCUGUCUUUGCUGCAUCCUUCCUUGUAGCAAAAAGCGAAGAUGUCAAAUGUUUGUCUGAGUACUAUGAGGGGAGAGACGGCUUCAGAUCCGUACCUUUGAGCCCCUUGGUCUACACUCCAAUAGCGCACCGGCCAGACUGGUACUGGAAGCAAAUCUUCCAAAUGCGUGGUAUCGAUCCGGAGUCGGUUAAGUCGGGAUACACGGAGGCUUGGCUCGACUUUCUGUUUGCGGGGGCCCAGGAGGCGUUGACUCUUUGCUCGAUCUUGGGUGGUCACUACUGGGAUUGCAUCCUCGAUGUCCGGAAGGUCUACGAUCUUGCACGGGCCAGUGAAAAGUCCGCUUUUGCAGGGCGAUUGGCAGCUGUGUUCGGCGUUAAGCUUGCACAUGCACGAGACCAGUUGCCAGCCCAUCUUCGGCUUAGCCUGUGUGCUCCGGCCAGCUGUACCGAAGACCAGGUCAUCCAAGGCAUAUUCCCGCUGGCUGCUGAUAUGCUGAUGGGAGACAGGCCACAACGAAUGCUUGGCAACGCAAGUUUUCGGGACGUCGUAGUGGCCGACGAAGUUGCAGGUUGGCACGACUUUGACAUCGAUUUCGCUAUUGUCGGGGUCGACGGCUGUGGCACGACCUCUUUGAGGAAGAACAUGGAACUUCAUCCUGACGUCGUGAUCAAAGGUGAUGGGGAGGAAACCAUCUUGAGUUACGAGCUAGCCAACCGCUUGCUGCCCCUGAAAGCACAAGUUGAGGAGUACAAUGCACAGGUGCAGGAAAGAAUGACUGCGAAGUUCAACGAGACUGGACACCGACCGCGCGUAGUUGGUAUUGGAAAUCCCCUUCUUUUCCAAAAUGCCCUGGCCCGGAAAAGGUUGGCUUCGAUGCCACGCUUGAAGCUCGGAUCUCCAACUGCACCUUCAAGUGUGAAGGAAGUUUGUUGGGUAUGCAUUAGACUAUGA
Symbiodinium sp. CCMP2592 is the source of this 990-nucleotide messenger RNA. NCBI's taxonomy places the organism in Eukaryota, Dinophyceae, Suessiales, Symbiodiniaceae. The record is from the annotation of a GenBank genome assembly.